Molecule: messenger RNA, 1322 nt
Organism: Orussus abietinus
Lineage: Eukaryota; Metazoa; Arthropoda; Insecta; Hymenoptera; Orussidae
Product: sideroflexin-2
Exons: 6
Coding region: 198-1322 (374 amino acids)
Biological process (GO): serine import into mitochondrion; monoatomic ion transport
Cellular component (GO): mitochondrial inner membrane
Molecular function (GO): monoatomic ion transmembrane transporter activity
Source: RefSeq, a predicted model, not a curated record
CAAGUAGAGGGGACCAGCAAGGCCCGGUGGGACGGUCAUAACCCGCCUUGGUCAGAGGUCCUUCGGAAGCUUGGUACACAUUGGUCCCCUCUAAUGGACCCCCCCUUGAAAUUUUAACCCACCGAAGUUCUGAAAGAUUGACACGGUAAAAGAGGUCGGAUAAAUAUUCGCAAGACUUUUCGGAGUAUCAGAAGAGUAUGGACAGUUUCCGCUUCAUAUCGCAAUGGAUAUCGCACGACAGAAGACUUUCCGACGACGUUAUCAAAACGCCACCUGACCAGGUAGAGAACGUCGAAAAACCCGGAGGCGAUCCCCAAAAAGAAGAAACGAUCAACGUCGAUCAACCUCUCUGGCCCCAGGACACUUAUCUCGGAAGAUGGAGGCAUUUUGCGUUUAUCACGGAUUGCAGAACGAUUCUAGUAUCAACUGAGAAAUUACUUGCUGCAAAGAAACUAUGCGAGGACUAUAAAGGAAUGGUGGACUCGGGCCUGGAUCAGGAAAAAAUAGGAAUUACCAGGGAAGAAAUAAUUUAUGCGAAGAAACUUCGAGAUAGCUCUUUCCAUCCCGAUAAUGGUGAGCUGACGAACGUCAUCGGGAGGAUGUCUUUUCAGUUUCCUGGCUGCGUCUUCAUCACCGGAGGAAUGCUGGCGUUUUAUAAGUCGGCGAAGGCUGUUCUGGGCUGGCAGUUCUUCAACCAGAGCUUCAACGCGGUUGUAAAUUACACGAAUAGGAAUGCCAAAAGCGACAGCGAAGGCGAUGCAAAUGUCGUGAAACAAGCAUUUAUUUGUGCAACCGUGGCCAGUUGCGGAGCCGCUUUGGGAUUUAGGAAAUUAUUGGCUGGCAGAGGACCCCUCUUUGCGAGAUGGGCUCCCUUUUUUGCGGUUGCCAUGGGCAACAUGACGAACCUGCCGAUAAUGCGACAAAGAGAAAUAGCAAGAGGAAUCGAGCUUUCUUCCAAAGAUGAUGCGGAGUCUCCUUUGAUGUGUUCCCAAUUGGCAGCUGUCAAGGCUAUCGGCGAAUGCGUUAUCACGAGGAUAGUCAUGGCGGCACCAGGAAUGAUUUUCAUCCCUGUGAUAAUGAACGGUAUCAAGCCAUACUGUUUUUAUCAGACGCGACCCUGGAUCGGUCUGCCCAUAGAAAUUGCCUUGUGCUCGGCAAUCCUCUUGAUCAUGAUCCCUUCAGCCUUGGCGAUUUACCCUCAAAGGAACUCGCUGAAUGUCGCUCUCUUAAAACUAAUACCCGAAGAAUACGACGAGUUCCAGGAGAAGGCACAACGGAAACAAUUAGAUUUGAACAUUCUUUAUUACAACAAGGGUUUAUGA